Molecule: messenger RNA, 10415 nt
Organism: Patella vulgata (common limpet)
Lineage: Eukaryota; Metazoa; Mollusca; Gastropoda; Patellidae
Product: spondin-1
Exons: 14
Coding region: 234-3119 (961 amino acids)
Molecular function (GO): serine-type endopeptidase inhibitor activity
Source: RefSeq, a predicted model, not a curated record
UCGCGAAGGGGGCUUCAUUUACUAAAACUGUUAGUUGGUACGUGUAUAGAGUUCAGCUCGAAAAGUUGUAUAAGAAUGCCCUAGUCACUAGUCUAGUGGCGAGAGUUCAAACAAGCAAUACAGGAUUAUCAUUUUACAACGGAUUUAUUUAUAUCAAGAAUAAGCAGGAGUGGAACUAGUUUGUCGAUGUGAUUCUUUUUUUAAAAGUAAAUCUGUUAUACUAUAGUUAUAAGAUGGAGCCGAAGGAAAGGUUUUGUUUCGUUGUCUGCUUGUGUUUUCUGUUAGGUAUGUCACAAGCAGCGGUAUCCUAUGCUCGCGCAAUGUGCCAACGUAAACCUAUACACACAACAAGAGAACAAACCCCUGGAGAUAAUGGCUUUAGGAUUAUAAUUUCUGGAACACCAACACAGCAUAAAUAUAGACCAGGUGAAACAUAUACAGUUGAAAUAAAUGGAACCCAUUCACAGAGAUUUUUGGGAUUUAUGUUGGUCUCUGUGGCUCAACAAAAAGAAAAAGAGAAAACAUUGGACAUAGGUAAAAUGGUUUCUGAUCAGGCAUUGGGAUCACCGCCUGCUACUGAAAAAGAGAAUACUGCUAUUAAAAUUGCAGACAUUCAUGAAAAAAAUGAAACUGAAACUGUAGGAACAUUUGAUACGAAAAUUGAUGUAAGAGUACAGAAUCUGUUAGAAGAUGAUAUAUGUGAUCAUACUGUACUAGCACAUCGUUAUCUUGUAAAAAAACAAACUGUCAAGAUGUUGUGGACAGCACCCCAGGAGAUUGUGGGAUGUAUAGAGUUUAGGGCAACUGUGAUAGAAUUCUCUGAUACCUGGUAUAAAGAUGAUGGUAAUCUGACAUAUGUACUCUGUGAAGAGAAAAAUCAACAGGAUGAUGCUAAACUAGUUUCAGCAGAACAAGGAGAAGCAAUUAAAGAAGAAAAUAAAGAUGAAUGCUGUGCUUGUGGUCAUGCUAAUUAUAAUAUUGUCUUCCAGGGUAUAUGGUCUAGACAAACACAUCCUAAAGGUUUUCCUCCCAAAAAAUUCAAUCCUUUGGUUCAUUGGUCAAAUGUUGUUGGUGCUACUCAUUCUAGUGAUUUUGAGAUCUGGAGGUAUGGUGGUAUGGCAUCACCUGCUGUUAAAGAAGUCUGUGAAUUUGGAAUCUGGAGAACUUUGGAAAAAUAUAUGAAACAGCAGAGUAAAAAGAUACGAACUGUUGUUAAAACCAAAUCUUUGUAUGGUAUUAGGAAUAUUAAAAGAUCAGCACAUGCUGUCUUUACAGUUAGUAAAAAACAGCAUCUACUUUCUUUAUUAACUAUGUUUGGUCCAAGUCCCGAUUGGUGCGUCGGUGUGAGUGCUUUGGAAAUAUGCAUGAAGAACUGUACUUGGGCUGAUCACAUGGAGAUAGAUCUUUAUCCUUGGGAUGCUGGUACCGAUAGUGGAACAACUUAUAUGUCUGCCAACAAAGCCACAAUUCCUAAAGAACCAAUUCAUAGAAUAACAAAUAAUCAUCCCAGAACUCACGAUUCACCAUUCUAUGGACCACAACCAGUUAAACCACUAGCCCGACUUAUUAUAACUAAAGACAAGGAAUGGUGUAGUGGGGAUGAUGGUAAACCCGCUUCAGCAGAAUUAUCUCCUUCUACUGAUGAACUGGUUAGCAAAAUGAAGAAAAAGAUGAUGAUGAAAAAGAAAUUUGAACUAGAAAAAUGUUCAACAAGUCUAUGGUCAGAAUGGAAUGAAUGUUCAAACCCUUGUGGAGCUGGUAUGAGGUUACGACAGAGAGGAUUAAAAAAUUCUGCGGUUACUGAGUCUAUGUGUAAUGUUGACUUAAUGGAAAAAGAAACAUGUAUUGGAGAUUGUUCAAAUAUGGCAGGCAAAAGAAAGAAAAUAUCGGAUGAUUUUGAGUUUAAAGUAGACACAUCAGCCCACAAUGCUGACAACAUUUGUGCCGUUACACCAUGGUCAGAGUGGUCCCCUUGUAGUGCCACGUGUGGAUUAGGAAUGAAAGAAAGAUGGAGAAUGUUCUUGAGUAAAUCAGAGAAAACAUUAUCCUGUGGUUUUCACUUGAUGGAAAAAGAUCUGUGUAGAGGAGAAAUCUUUGAUUGUAGGAAAGCUUUGAUGAUGAAAGAUUUUUCUGCAAUUUGUACAGAACCCUCAGAUGUUGGUCCAUGUCGUGGAAAUUUUGAACGGUGGUAUUACAAUAAGACAGUCGAAAAAUGUCAAUCAUUCAGAUACGGUGGUUGUCGUGGAAAUGAAAAUAAAUUUGAAUCAGAAGGUGAAUGUGUAGAAUAUUGCCAAGAACACAUGGCCAAUUUAAAACGCAAACACAGAAUGAUGAAACAGCAGACAAUUGAUGAUCUGAAAGAGAGCAAUGACAUGAAUAUAAAAGAAUUAAUGCGCAAGAAACAAAUGGCCGAGGAUGCACUACAACAAGUGGUUGAUACAUCUGCAACUGAUAAAGCUAUUAAAGCACUGAUGAGGAAAAAACAGAUGCUAGAACAGGCUCUUGGCAAAGAUUCACCAGAUUCAGCUCAAAUAGAAAUACAAAUAGAGGAUUUAUUACGUAAAAAGCAAAUGAUGGAAGAUGCCAUAAAGUAUGGAUUAGAAGAUGAUACCGCAUCCAAUGAAAUGAGAAUGAAGAAAAAAAUGAUGAGAAAAAAGUUAAAAAUGGAAAGACGAUUAAGGAGUAGGAGACGAAAAAAGAUGCAUAAAUCUAAUAGUGGUACCCAAGUAGAUUGUAUGGUUACGUUAUGGACAGAUUGGGGUGAAUGUUCGGUAACAUGUGGUAAAGGUGUCAUGAUGAAAACACGAAUGAUCAAGCAAGAAGCAGCUAAUGGUGGACGAAAAUGCCCAAAGAAGCUUGUUAAGAAAAGAAAAUGUAAAUUAAGAAAAUGCCCUGUCAACUGCAAAAUGGGAGACUGGAGUGAAUGGUCAGAAUGUUCAAAUACAUGUGGUGAUAGCGCUGUCCAGGUCCGAAAAAGAAAAAUAGUCCUCCGACCCAAACGGGGCGGCCAAGUGUGCCUACCUAAAAGAGAGAAACGUUUCUGCAGUUUGUCAGUGUGUCCAGAUGCUGAUAUGGAGAAGGACAUGAAAACCUUUAUGCUGUUCCAUCGGCGCUACUAAUACCAAUCUUCAUAAUGUGUUAAUGUGUUCCAGACUGUGUGUCAUUUGAUAUGGCAACUCUGUGUAUUUUGUGUUUUUUAAAAAUAUUAUUAUAACAGCACUUUACAUUACUCUUAUAGUGCCAUCACUCUGGAAGAAUGGUGACAAUGUCAUCACAACAUUCAAUCUUUAAAGUGAAUAUAAUCAUCCUUACAUGAGUUUGAGUUAAUGAUGGCGAACAGUAAUUUAAUCUAUUCUGUCUUAUUAAUAUUGACAUUUCUCAUUGUAUUAACAACUUCUCGUGUGGAGAUACAGUUAUUUAUGUUGUGUAUCUCUUUUAUAUGCCCAAAUUGUAUGUGGCCAUAACUUGCUGUUGCAAUGUUCGUCUGUCAUCCACAAUAUUCGUGAAAUUCAUAUGAAUUGUUUAUAUUAGUGAGACCAAUAUGACUUUAAGAGUUAUUGCUCUGAAGAUUUUGUGAAAUUCCCUGAGGCUCAAGUUGUCAUCUGAUUGACAUGCAAUUUAUGCACGCUUAUGUUCAUGAGGUGAAUUCAACUAUUUGGACCUAUUAGGGACAAACGUUAGCAUCCGACUGAUUUGAAAUUUAUAUAUGUUUAUGUUCUUUUUGAAUUUGAUGUGCUAUCAUCAAUCUGAUUAAAACACAGAUCCUAUUUCAUUUUGUUUUUUAUAGUUCAAAAAUUUGUUUUACUUGUCUUCACAACACUUAGUCUCUAUCAUCCAGAAAAAUAUUCUACGAAUAUUAGUCUGGAUGGGUUGUCACAGAGGCGUGCUGGCCCUGAAGACGCGCUGAUGGUAGGGGGGUUCUGCCCCCAGAAAAUUUUUGAAAUUUGACAACGGGAAACGCAUUUUGCAAGCACUUCUGGGAGAAAUCUAGGUAUCAUAUUUUCCAAGUUUAUGCUGCUAUUUUGACUAUAAGACAUACUACUGUACUACACAAGACACUCAUGACAGGUCUGCUUAAUAUAAUGCUAAUACAAUGUAUUUCUACCCAAAUAAUAAAUUGCAUCUUAUACAUAUCGAGGCAUGAAUACAUGUAUCAAAGACCAUUUCACCUUAAGGUGACAGACAUUUGCACGUCAGCAUAAUAUAUUUUACUAAUUGUUGUGUAUGUAUGAUUUUUCGCGUGCACACUCUCAAUUUUUUGAGGUGAUUCCGCGUGAAAAUUAGAGCUCUCGGGGGGGCUCGCUUAUACGGGUGGACUUAUUGUUUAAUGGGGGCCUGGGAGGACACCGUCCUCCUAAACUCCCUGCCAGCACGCUCCUGGGUUGUCAACAUUUGAGAAUAAUAGGUCAUUGGCUAGAUUAUCCAGUCUUAUAUUAUCAUGAGCAAAGUCUAAGGGAGGUAACUAGUCCUAAAACAAGAUGUGAACUCCCAUGAAAUGAAUUUAAGAACUGCCAUUCAGAAAAUCCAUCUGCAUUGCCAGUUCAAUAUCCAACACUCUUAAAAAAAAAUUUAUUGUAAAAUUUCUCUCUUCAUGGGCCAUAUCUAUGAUUUUUAAUAAAUCCUAAUUCAUCAUGACUUGGCCAUAUAAUACUGGAUAAUUAACCACAUAAAAAACCAAACUCCCGAUAAUGCAUAGGCAGUGGAACUUUUGGUCAAAUAUUGACAACGGUCCCAGAACCUCCGUACGUUGAAGACUAGCGGGUUAUGGGUGAACGAGACUACACAACACUAGGAUCUGGAAGAGAUGUUAUAUAACAGGCAUUCUAGUUGAUGUUACAGUGAGUUCUUGGUUUGCUCUGCAUGAAACUGUAGGUAAACCACUAGAAACGUUGACUUUGAUUGAUUAAACAAUGUCUGACGGCAUAGGGUCAAUAGCUGCUUGUAUGACUUCUGACGCGACCUCCCAUUAUAACUGGUCAGAUCUUCAUGUAGUAGAGGCCAUUGAAAGUAUAAAAAAAAAUGAAACGAAAUAUAGAUCUGUAUUUUAAUCAGAUUGUGCUAUCAUGUGCAUGAAAUUUGUUAGUUUUGUUGAUGGAAAAUGCUGGGGAGAACAAUUUCUGAUAAUGACUUCAUGGGUUGUUGCCUGUGAUCAGUUUAGAGUGUCUAGUAGCAAAUGCUGUAAUUACUCAUAAGGAAUUACAAUGUGAGACCCUCUAUAGAUUUUCUGAUGACUUAGCAGCUGUGGGCAUUUAAUUUUCUACUAAGCUAUCUUUUGUGAUAUUUUAAAAAUGUUUGUUUUUUUUUUGCUUCAACUUCAAUUCCCAAAACUCACUAUGAAGAGAUUUUAGUCACAUUUUAUAUAUAGGUAGUAUAUAGAUGUUUUUUUAUAUGCCCACAUUUUCAUGUCGAUGUAUAUUGUCGUCGCCCGUGUUCGUCCGUCCGUCCACAAUUGUUUGGGGACACUCUACAGGUCACAAUUCUUAUCCGAUUUUGACAAAACUUGAAAUAUAGGUUUACCUCCAUAUUUCGAUAUUGGCAUGUAUCGGAUCGAAACUUCAUGGAUUAUGGCCCCUGAUUGUACUUAAAGUCAUGUUUUUAGCUUGUGGACCCUAUAGAGGUCACAAUUUUAAACCGAUUUUGAUGAAACUUGAAAUGCAUGUUUAUAUCCCAAAGAUCUUGGUUCCUUUCAAUAUUUGCGCAUAUCGAAUCGAAACUUCCUGAAUUAUGGCCCCUGAUUGUACGAAAAAUUGCCUUUUUAUGCACGGACAUUUUCAUGUGGACGUAUAUUGUCAUCGCCCCGGUCCAUAUAUUUCGAUAUUGGCAUGUAUCGGAUCGAAACUUCAUGGAUUAUGGCCCGUGAUUGUACGAAAAAUCACGUUUUUAGCUUGUGGACCCUAUAGAGGUCACAAUUUUGAUCUGAUUUUGAUGAAAUUUGAAAUACAUGUUUAUAACCCAAAGAUCUUGGUUCCUUUCAAUAUUUGCGCAUAUCGGAUUGUAACUUCCUGAAUUAUGGCCCUUGAUUGUACAAAAAAAUCGCCUUUGAGCUUGUGGUCCCUAUAGAGGUCACAAUUUUUAUCCGAUUUAAAAAAAACCCCAACAUAUCACAGUUAUACACUAAUGAUGGUUGAGUUUGAAUUUCGUGAAAAUCAGAAAAAACUGACGGACAUAAUGGUUGCCUUUUGUAAGCAAAUGGUGUAAAAAAUAUGGUAUAUCAAGGUUGUGGGCCCUCUAGAGGCCACAGUUUUUAUCCGAUUUUGAUGAAGCUUUAAAUAUAUGUUUUUAUCAUAAAGAUCUUGGUUCCUUUUGAUAAUCAAACAUAUCCGAACGUAACUUCCUGGAUUAUGGCCCCUGAUUGGUCGAAAAAUAGCAUUUUUAGCUUGUGGAUUCUCUAGAGGUCACAAUUUUUUUUCCAAUUUUAAAAACCAUUUAGAUAUAUCACCAUUCCACCAUAAUGAAGGUUGAAAUGGAAUUUCGGGAAAAUCAAAAUGAAACUGACCGACAAAAUGGUCGUUUUUCGUAUGCAAAUUGUGUAUAAGUAUGUAAUACAAAGGUCACAAUUUUUAUCCGAUUUUGAUAAAACAUAAAACAUAUCUUUACAUUCCAAAAAUCUCAGUCCCUUUUGAUAUUUGCACAUUUCCGACCAUAAUUUUCUGGAUUAUGGCCCCUGAUUGUUCAAAAAAUCGUUUAUGUUUUUAGCUUGUUUUCUAUCCAUCUCUUGCAAAAUGUGGGCGUAUCCUGCCUGGCAGCAGCUGGUUUUUAAAGAAAUUCCAUUUCAAAGGAGCUGAGAAGGUGCAAUUGAAGGUUAAACAAGCACAAGUUUCGAACAUAUUAUUCUAAGGACCAUUUAAAUAAAUUUCAAUUUGAUAAAUUACAUUAUGGGUAAUUUGAAAUUGUUUCGAAGAAAUCAAGGGACUAUUAAAAUGGGUUCAUCCCUCCGUCUGUCGUCUGUCUGUCCAUCCGUCUGUCUGUCUGUCCGUCACACUUUUUGGGACACAAUAACUUUCCUUGUAAUUGAGCUAGAAUGUUCAAACUUGGUGUAGGUGUUCAUUAGGUCAAUGCCUUGAUGGAGUUAAAAGAUGAGCAUUUUCUGCUUAGGGUAAGCAGAGAUAUUCAAUUUGAUUGAUUGAUGCUUUGGGACACGAUAAGUUGAGGUCUAAUUAAGUGAGAGUAAUGAAAUUUGGUGUAUAGUUUUAUUACAUCAAUACCUUGACUAAGUUCGUUAAUGAGCAUUUUCUGCUCAGGGUAAGCAGAGCGAUAAGCAAUUGGAUUGGUCGAGACUUUGGAACACAAUAACUCUCCAUCGAAUUGAGGUAGAAUGUUCAAACUUGGUGUAGGCAUUGAUUGGUUGAAUGCCUUGAUGGAGUUCAAAGAUGAGCAUUUUCUGCUUAGGGUAAGCAAAGAUGAGCAUUUUCUGCUUAAAGUAAGCAAAGAUAAGCAAUUUGAUUAAUUAAGUAAGAGUGAUGAAACUUGGUGUAUUGUUUAUUACAUCAAUACCUUGACCGAGUUUGAUUAUGAGAGCAUUUUCGGCUCAGGGUAAGCAAAGCGAUAAGCAAUUUGAUUAAUCGAGACUUUGCAGCUCGACAACUUUGAUUCUAAUUGAGUGAUAGUGGUGAAACUUUGUGUAUAGUUUUAUUACAUCAAUACCUUAACAAGGUUUGAUGCUGAGCAUUUUCUGCUUAGCCAAAGUAGAAACUUCAAUCUGAUUGGUCGAGACUUUGGAACACAUUAACUCUCCUUCUAAUUGAGGUAGAAUGUUCAAAAUUGGUGUAGGUGUCUAGUACGUGAAUGCCACUAAGGCUAAGUAGAGAUGAGCAAUUUGAUUGGUUAAGACUUUGGAACAUGAUACCUUUGGUUCUAAUUGGGUGAGAGCAAUAAAACUCUUGAGUAUAGAUUCAUUAUAUCAAUACAUUGACUAAGUUCGAUAAUGAGAAUUUUCUGCUUAGGCUAAGAAGCGAUAAGCAAUUUGAUUGGUCAAGACUUUGGAACAUAACAAUUCUGCUUUUAAUUGAGGUAUAUAUGUUCAUUAGGCGAAUGUCUUGACUGAGUUCAAUGAUUAAUAUUUCCCAUUAAAGCUAAGCAGAGCUAAGCAAUUUCUUUGGUCGAUGCUUUGGGGCAAGAUAACUUUGAUUCUAACAGAUGGAGAGUGAUGAAACUUAGUCUAUAGCUUCACUCACUACCAGCUACUUCAAAACCUGAGUUUGAUAGUGAACAUUUUAUGCUUAGAUUAAGCAUAGAUAAUCAGUUUGAUUUCUCAAUACUUUUGAAAAAGAUAAAUGUGCAAUUAAUUGAUAUGUGUCAUCUGUUUUGUUUUUUUUAUUUCGGUUGGGGGACAUCAGCCUCACUGUUGGCUUAUUUCAAUGUUAUUUUCAUUUAACAUGUAUUUGAUAUGCAUAUAUUUGUAGAAGGAUCCGCAGGCAAACUAGUAGUAGCACUCAAAAAGGAUCAUUUUAUAUAAUCAGUACGUAAAUUUGUUAUGAUAUUUUGAUUAUGAAAGAUAGUGGGUGGAACAUAGGGGAAGGAGGGAUCUAAGGAGAGUAGGUAGUUUGUUAUACAUGUAAUGUUGACCUACGUCUGUACACUGGUUAUUAAAUACAGUACAUUAUGAUUGAUAGUUGUGCCUGACAUAUUAAACACAAAUUUUAAUAAUUGAAAAAACAUUGUUUUUAAUCAUUUAGAAUUACCAUAAACUGAGAUUCUGAAAAUGAUUAAUCAGCUACAUGUACUUAAACAAUUAUUGUAAGAGAUACAUAAUACAUUAGACAUUCAUAUCCUUGGCAAGCCCUCCACUGUUCUUAACCAAUACUUAGACCUCUUGUAAUAAUUCAUUUGAUGAUUCAACAUUUACCCAUAAUUUUUUAAUGAUUAAUUUCUUGCAAUUUAUUUAUAGUAUCACUGUCCUUCAGUGAUAAUUAUGUAUGUGUAAUUUGUUAUUCACUACAAAUGGGUGGUUUUUAUACAGCCACAUGAAAAUGUGGUGGUAUUUUAUAUUGUCCUUGCCUCCAUCUGUUGUGCAAAAUUUCUUGUGAAAACUCUACAGACUACAUUUAUCACCCGAUCUUUUUUUUUAAAAUUUACACAUGCUGUUUAUGUUAGUGAGACAAAGAAUCAUAUUGAAUUUCUGUUGCUUCAAGGGUUAUGGCCCAUGUUUCACUGGUAGAAUCUGUUAGCCGUUAUACAAAAGUUCUCAUCCGAUCUGCAUGAAAUUGAUAUACACCAUUGAAAUUACAACACAAAAGAAUCCUAUUAAUUUCAAUAGCGCACAUGUACAAUGCCACAUAAAGCCAGACAAUAUUAUAUUUGCAUAAUAAAACGGGAUAACAUAGAGCAUACUUGAUAAAAUAUAUAAAUAAAAAUUGUUUUUCAGAUUGUGCUUGAUAACGAUAAUUAUGAUACUUAUCCAUAAAAAAUUGUGUUCUGUUAAUGUGUUCCUCAAUCGCUAAAAGCCACUGAAAGAUUAUGUAAAAACUUUGGUAUUUCCCAGGCCUGGUUCCACGUGCUAAAUUUUGAAAGGUGGGAUUAUAAGACGAAAACCGGAAAAUUGUACCAGAUAAUUUGUAAAUAAAAAUGAAAUGAUCUGUCGACAUGACUUUUAACUCCAUUAUAUUCAUAAACAAUUUGAUAAAUCUGAACGGGUAUAAGGUAGGUAUUUAGAAUACAAACUUCGUUAGGCAGUCAACAAUUAAUCAGCGACGAAUUAAAGUGACACAGCUGUAAUAAGUUUCCACUGUGCCUCCAGUAAUCCACGCGGGGAGUUGGAUGGCUGAAUGGUUAGCUUGUGCGCGCUGUAUCCUAAAGUCUGUCAUUGGCAUGGUUUCGAAUCCCCGGUUGUACGUGACAAGGAGUAGGGUCGCCUGUCCAACCUCGUGGGUUUUCUCUGGGUCCUCCAGUUUCCUCCCACUGCUAAAGACCCCUAUGCGCAAGCAAAUUAUUGAAAUAAAAUUACACCAUAUGUUAGUCCCGAAAUGACCUAGUUUGUGUCGAGUGGACGUUAAACCCCAUUUCCCUCUCUCUCUCCAGUAAUCCACACUAUUGACCAAUAGUUGAGCCACCUUUUUCUCACUAGCACGUGGACGCCAUUGCCUAGUCAUUUGGCGACUUGAAAUUGGCUAUUGGAGGCGUCUCAAGAAUAGACGGCGUAUUUUGUUACUCGUUAUCGUUAUUGACUCAGAAGUUAUCAUCCGAUGGUAUGCAUUGAUAUCAAAGAGGAGAAGCCUGUGGAUUUUAGAUAACUUUAUGGGUUGUAGCCCAUCGAUCUUGUAUUCAUAUAAGUACGCCUAUCCCAAAUGAAAGAGCCUUUACGUUCUGGUGCCUGGCAAUCUUUGUUGAUAUUUAUUUAGCAGGCGUUUUAAAUUGCAUACUAAUAUUUAUUUUGAAUUUUUAUAUUUUAAUCAGAUUAAAUUUGUUGUGAAAUUUAA